AUGCCGGCCGCCGGGCUCAAGACCAUCAUUGCCCUCUCCUUCGUCCUCGCCGUCGGCUUCCUCCUCGUCAUCCUCUCCUGCGCGCUCUGGAAGGUCUACUACCCGCUCCUCGUGGUCGCGACCUAUGUGAUUGCGCCCAUACCAAACUGGAUCUGCAGCCGCGUCUCCAACCCGGACGACUUUGUCGAGAGCUCCGGCAAUGCCGUCCUCGACCUCGGCCGCUUCAUCACGGGCUUCUUCGUGGUCAUGGGUAUUGCUCUCCCUGCCGUCCUCGCCCACUCGCAGCUCAUCGAAAUGGGCGCCAUGAUCAUGUGCAUCGUCGGAGGCCUGCUCAUCUACGGAACCAUAAUCAGCUUUGGCAUGUUCUUCCAGGAGGACCAGGAAUUUUAA
Microdochium trichocladiopsis is the source of this 390-nucleotide messenger RNA. Its product is annotated as vacuolar protein sorting 55. The record is from RefSeq and is a predicted model, not a curated record. Gene Ontology annotation, cellular component: Vps55/Vps68 complex; endosome. Lineage: Eukaryota; Fungi; Ascomycota; Sordariomycetes; Xylariales; Microdochiaceae. The transcript has 2 exons. Gene Ontology annotation, biological process: late endosome to vacuole transport via multivesicular body sorting pathway. Bases 1 to 390 code for a protein of 129 amino acids.